UCAAAUUUAGGCAGAUACAGGUAUAGACCAAAACGAUGAGUUCAUUCAAAUUGCAUGUAUUCAAUUAACAGUGUUUUUAAUAAGGUAAAAAGAAAGAAAGUUCAGUUUAACAGUUCAACUGCACAUGUUCUACUCAUGAUCGUUUAUUGCACUCACACAUGCAUGCAUUCAUUACACCCUAGCUAUAAAUACUGUAUUUAAGCCCUUCACUUAUCAUGACAUUAAUCCCAUUCAAUUGGUAAUUAAACCAACGAUGGAUAAUAAUUCAAAGAUGAUGCUAUUCCUUUUUCUGGGAGCACUUCUCUGCGCCUCUGCUAAUGCACGUGAGAAGGUGAUGCCUGGAAGAGUCGGUGAUGAGAAGACAUUCUUUCGUCGACCAUUUUAUGGUGGAUUUGGGGGUGGGGGUGGCGGUGUAGGUUCUGGGUAUGGAAAGGGUGGAUUUGGGGGUUUAGGAUCUGGUGGUGGACUUGGGGGUGGUUCUGGAAUGGGAUCUGGUGGUGGGUAUGGUGGAUAUGGUGGUGUUGGUGGUGGUGGUGGUGGAGGAGGAAUGGGAUCUGGGGGAGAAAUUGGUGACAUGGGAUCAGGCGGCGGCGGCGGCGGCGGCGGUGGGGGACAAGGCAAUGGAUAUGGACAAUUUGGUGGAGGGGGAACGGGAGGAGGAGGUGGUGGUGGUGGUGGUGCCGGUGCCGGAGGAUUUGGCGGUGGAGCUGGUGGUGGGUUUGGAGGCGGCCGACUUCCUUGAAAUUAAAUUGCUAUGUUUAUUUAAUAAGACAAAUUAAGGAUGACUAGCUUAGCUAGUUUUUGUAUGUCUUUCAAAAUAUAUCCUUUUCAAA
Messenger RNA from Impatiens glandulifera, 833 nucleotides. RefSeq names its product glycine-rich protein 23-like. The coding region runs from base 254 to 742 and encodes 162 amino acids. NCBI's taxonomy places the organism in Eukaryota, Viridiplantae, Streptophyta, Magnoliopsida, Ericales, Balsaminaceae. The transcript has a single exon. The record is from RefSeq and is a predicted model, not a curated record.